AAACGUGUCGCGUAAAGGUUAGGUCGGGCAUCCGCUCUCGCUCGUUAGCGCUGCUUUUCAGUAACAUUGCUGACAACAUAAAUUUUCUCUGCAAGGCUGGCAAUAUCACCGUUUGACAGCCGUGAUGCAACGAUUGGCAUUUACUUACUGCUUUUGUAACUCAUGUCGCAUUAAUUUUUUACGUCAUCCAGAGCCAGAGAUAAUGCGGAAAGUUGUUAAAAUUUGGAAGUGCUCGUUUUAAGAUCUUGAUAGAUUAUUCAUUCAAUAUUUUUUUGUCAUGACAAAGAAAUACAUUGACAACAAGCAGAAGGAAUGUCAUGUAAUACCUGUCAAAAGAAUUUUUCGUUCUUCACAAAAGACAUUGGUUGCCCAAGUUGUGGCUUUUCUUCCUGCAGUAAGUGUCUCAAGUAUAAAUGUGAUAUUCCCAAUAUAGGGAUAAAGAAAGUUUGUGGACGUUGUUACAAUAAAUUGAACAGAAUGAAGAAUUCAAGUUCCGAAGACAAUAUUCAUGAAGUUUCAAUGUCUAAUACAAGUUUAGAACCACUUGCACCUAUUGACAUUACUAUGAAAUUGAAUUCAUUAGAAAAUCCUGUAAAACCUCCAAUAGUAAUAUAUAAGCAUGCAAAUCGCUGGGACAUACUUAAAAAGGGAUUAGAACCUGCUGACCAACAAAUUGUAGACAGAUUACAAAAAUUGAAAGACAAAGAUUACAACUUUCCAGUGCCUACUAUUGAUGAGAUAAAACAAAGACUAGCACUGUUGAAGGAUCAAGAUCCACAGGCCAGUGGAAGUAAUUUCAUAAAUAUAAAUCAAGUGGAUACUAGGACAGAUCAAGAGAAGGCGGAUGAUUUAAUUCAGGAGUAUCUCGCAGAAAUAGAAUUGCCUUCGACCAGUGAUCUUUAUAAAGAAAUUCAAAUGAGAAUGGAUUUCUCACCAAAUGAUGAGUUAGUUACCAAAGUUUCAGCAAUGGAAAUAGAGACUCCUCCAAAUAUGGAAGAUGAGGAUGAAAAUGAGGAUGAAGAUGAAAAUGAAAAUGAAGAUGAAGAUGAAGAUGAAGAUGAAAAUAAAGAGGAAGACGAGUAUGAACCUAGUAAUGAAUGUUUAAUAUGUUCGCGAACUGCAGAUGAAUUGGAUCUGUAUAGAUGUACAGGUUGUAAAGGUGAUCUUUACUGUUCUACAUGCUUUGAAAGUUUCCAUGAUGAUUUUGAAAUAGAGAAGCAUAAGGCAAUUCGCUUUGUCAAGCAAGACGAAAAAGAUAAAUUGUCUUCUCCAAAAAUGAGCCUUAUACGAAAAUUAUUAACAUCAGAUUCUCAGAAGAAUAAUCAUUGAUAACAGUAUUGUAUAAAAACAUAAAAAAGCAUUUUAUGUGGACUUUUAUGCAAAUUACAUUAUUGGUUGAGCUACAAUCCAAUAUUUUACAGACAUAAAACUAUAAUCUGUAAAUAUUUGUAACAAACGUACAACACAAAUCAUUUAAAAAUUUUUCUAUUUGUUUAAUGCAAAUCUUUCGAAACUAGUAUAAAGUUUCUGAAAAUACGCUUUAUCGCUUUUGGCUGUGUCGUUUUAUAAUUACGAUAAUUCUUUUACUAAUUUAUGUCUUAGUUGUACUAUUAACCUUCUAAUAUUUUAAUAUUCUACAAGAUAGAUAUAAAAAAAAUACACGCGCAUAUAAAUAGAGAUAGACAUAAGUGAUAAUGUAAAUGAUCAUCAUAGAAACGUCGAUCUUUACAAUUCUGCAAAAUAAGCAAAUAAAGUUAUUUUGGCUACUUA
Cataglyphis hispanica is the source of this 1770-nucleotide messenger RNA. RefSeq names its product abscission/NoCut checkpoint regulator. Gene Ontology annotation, molecular function: phosphatidylinositol-3-phosphate binding. Lineage: Eukaryota; Metazoa; Arthropoda; Insecta; Hymenoptera; Formicidae. Gene Ontology annotation, cellular component: centrosome; cleavage furrow; midbody. The transcript has 6 exons. Bases 313 to 1329 code for a protein of 338 amino acids. Gene Ontology annotation, biological process: abscission; mitotic cytokinesis checkpoint signaling. The record is from RefSeq and is a predicted model, not a curated record.